Teleopsis dalmanni is the source of this 522-nucleotide messenger RNA. RefSeq names its product transcription elongation factor SPT4-A-like. NCBI's taxonomy places the organism in Eukaryota, Metazoa, Arthropoda, Insecta, Diptera, Diopsidae. Gene Ontology annotation, molecular function: zinc ion binding; RNA polymerase II complex binding. The record is from RefSeq and is a predicted model, not a curated record. Bases 99 to 461 code for a protein of 120 amino acids. Gene Ontology annotation, cellular component: DSIF complex; nucleus. The transcript has 3 exons. Gene Ontology annotation, biological process: positive regulation of DNA-templated transcription, elongation; regulation of transcription elongation by RNA polymerase II; chromatin organization.
ACUACAUCUGUAACUUAGCACUUUUGGUAAAUGAUACAUUGUGUUCUUUUUUAAAGAAUAGUUGUUGUGGGAAGGUUUGAGUUCCUAUCUCUACAAGUAUGGCUAACUUGAGCGUCCCGAUUACUACACGACAACUUCGGGCUUGCUUGCUUUGUUCGCUGAUUAAGGAAACUAAUUCAUUCGUAAAAGACGGGUGUGAUAAUUGCAAAGACCUAAUUCCUAUGGCAGGUGACAGAGAGGCGGUUGACCAAUUUACUAGUAAAAAUUUUAAGGGGCUAGUAGGAAGUAUGGAUCCAGAAAAUUCAUGGGUUGCCAAAUGGCUCCAUGUUGAUGAUUUGGAACCCGGAAUGUAUGCAAUUUCAGUUGCUGGUGACUUGCCAAGGCAUGUUCUGAGUUCUUUACAGAAACAAGGUUAUCGUUAUCGCAACCGCGAUCGAUCUGGUAGAAAACCAUAUGAAUAAUUUGUAAUUGUUUCCUUUAACGUAAUGAAGUAAAAACUACACAAAUUAAUUUUAAAAUUAA